AUGAGACAUUGCCAUCAAGACAGCCACAGGAGACAUCACCAUCAAGACAUCCACAGGAGACAUCACCAUCAAGACAUCUACAGGAGACAUUGCCAUCAAGACAUCUACAGGAGACAUCACCAUCAAGACAUCUACAGGAGACAUCACCAUCAAGACAUCCACAGGAGACCUCACCAUCAAGACAUCCACAGGAGACAUCACCAUCAAGACAUCUACAGGAGACAUCACCAUCAAGACAUCUACAGGAGACAUCACCAUCAAGACAUCCACAGGAGACAUCACCAUCAAGACUUCCAUAGGAGACAUCACCAUCAAGACAUCCACAGGAGACAUCACCAUCAAGACAUCCACAGGAGACAUCACCAUACCAUCAAGACAUCCACAGGAGACAUCACCAUAAAGACAUCCACAGGAGACAUCACCAUCAAGACAUCCACAGGAGACAUCACCAUCAAGACAUCCACAGGAGACAUCACCAUCAAGACAUCCACAGGAGACAUCACCAUCAAGACAUCCAUAGGAGACAUCACCAUCAAGACAUCUACAGGAGACAUCGCCCUCAAGACAUCCACAGGAAACAUCACCAAGACAUCCACAGGAGACAUCACCAUCAAGACAUCCACAGUAGAUAUCUGCAUGUACAAGCCAGCACAAACCUUGACCACAAAAAUGUCAUUAAAAUGUUUUUAA
Biomphalaria glabrata is the source of this 690-nucleotide messenger RNA. Its product is annotated as histidine-rich glycoprotein-like. The record is from RefSeq and is a predicted model, not a curated record. NCBI's taxonomy places the organism in Eukaryota, Metazoa, Mollusca, Gastropoda, Planorbidae. The transcript has a single exon. Bases 1 to 690 code for a protein of 229 amino acids.